Molecule: messenger RNA, 2430 nt
Organism: Cotesia congregata
Lineage: Eukaryota; Metazoa; Arthropoda; Insecta; Hymenoptera; Braconidae
Source: the annotation of a GenBank genome assembly
AUGAAUAAACGCAACGCAUCAACGUCAAAACCUCCUGCCAAAAAAGGAAAAUUCAACGACGAUGAUGAUGAUGAGGAGCUACCCAGCUCUUUUGUCGCCGAAUUGGCGACAAUGAAUGACAUGGAUGAGGACUUUGGCGAUGUCAGUCAGUUUUUUGAUGAAGAGGGUCCCGUAGACGAGAGUCCAUCUUUAAAAUGGGCGCGUCCACCAGUUCCCGAGCUAGACCCGAGCAAAGAUGCCCUAAUCUUCCAACAAAUCGAAGUAGACCACUACAUUGGGAAGCCUAUUAAUGGAAUGCCCGGAAGCAGAGGAGGUUCUAUUCCCAUAAUUCGUAUGUUCGGGGUGACCAUGUCGGGUAAUUCUGUAUGCUGUCAUGUCCACGGUUUCUGUCCUUACCUCUAUGUGUCAGCGCCUCCAAAGUUCACCAAUCAGAACUGCCGUCCUUUUCGCGACGCGUUGGACACUGCCCUAAGAAAGGACAUGCGUAGUAACCCAGAGAACAUUGCCGAGAUCGUGCUUGCUGUGUCCUUAGUCCAGAAGAGAAACGUCUACGGAUACGCCGGACCCGACUUUAGCCCCUUCCUCAAAAUCACCCUGGCGGUUCCCCGGCUGGUCGCCGCUUGUAAACGGGUCCUGGAGCGGGAAGUAGUCUACCCCACAUUUACCCACGAGUACCGCGCCUUUGAAAGCAACAUCGACUUCGACAUCCGCUUCAUGGUCGAUACCGGUGUCGUCGGGUGUUCUUGGAUCGAAUUACCUCCGGGGAAAUGGCGCCAACGCACCAAACAUGGGCAUAAUCUGCCUAUGAUCACCCGCUGCCAGAUCGAGGCUGACAUUGCCUGGGACGAAUUCAUCGCCCACGCUCCCGAAGGCGAGUGGUCCAAAGUUGCCCCUAUCAGAAUCAUGAGCUUCGAUAUCGAGUGUGCAGGCCGCAAGGGAAUCUUCCCCGAGGCUAACCACGACCCAGUGAUCCAGAUCGCGAACAUGAUAAUCCGUCAAGGUGAACCUGAACCCUUCCUCCGGAACAUCUUUACUCUAGACACUUGCGCCCCCAUAGUAGGAUGCCAGGUUCUCAGCUUCACUACUGAGAACCUGAUGCUGCAAAAAUGGGCCGAGUUUGUCCGCGUAGCUGACCCUGAUAUCUUCACCGGGUAUAACAUAAACAACUUCGACUUUCCCUAUCUGAUAAAUCGCGCCAACCAUCUCAAAGUCAAUAAUUUCUGUUUCCUGGGAAGAAUCAAGGAUAAGAAGUCUGUAAUCAAAGAUACGGUCCUUCAAAACAAACAGAUGGGCCGUCGUGAAAAUAAGUACAUAAACUUCGAAGGUCGCGUACCUUUCGACUUACUUCUGGUUCUAGUUCGCGACUACAAGCUCAGAUCCUACACCCUGAACGCGGUCAGUUACCACUUUCUGCAAGAGCAAAAGGAAGAUGUCCACCACAGCAUAAUAACUGAUCUACAAAAUGGCGAUGCGCAGACACGCCGUCGGUUGGCAGUUUACUGCUUAAAGGACGCUUAUCUUCCACUGCGUCUCCUGGACAAACUAAUGUGUAUUAUUAUUUAUAUGGAAAUGGCGCGUGUUACUGGUGUAACGUUGCCCAGUUUGCUCACUCGCGGCCAGCAGAUAAAAGUAGUAUCCCAGUUGCUCCGCAAGACGCGCGAGCACGACUACUUGAUGCCAGUCCAUACUGGUGCUAUUAGCGAGGAACAAUUUGAUGGCGCCACUGUAUUGGAACCAAAGCGCGGGUACUAUAGUGACCCAAUAGCGACUCUUGAUUUCAGUUCUCUGUAUCCCAGUAUUAUAAUGGCACACAAUUUGUGCUACACCACUCUGUUGUCCCAGGGUGCCAAGAAUAAGCUGUCUAUCAGCGAUGAAGAUAUUACCUGGACUCCAUCGAAUUCUAUGUUCGUGAAAAGCAACCUGCGCAAAGGAAUCCUCCCGGAAAUUUUGGAGCAUCUGCUGCAGGCGCGUAAGAAAGCCAAGGCUGAACUGAAGAAAGAAACAGAUCCUCUUAAGCAGAAGGUUCUUGAUGGAAGACAAUAUGCGCUGAAAGUCUCUGCUAAUUCUGUCUACGGAUUUACUGGAGCCCAAGUUGGGAAGCUUCCUUGUCUGGAAAUCUCCGCUAGUGUCACCGCGUUUGGACGGCAGAUGAUUGACUUCACCAAGCAGCAAGUGGAAGAGCAGUACCGUAUCGCGAAUGGAUAUGAGCAUGACGCGAAAGUUAUUUAUGGAGACACUGAUUCGGUAAUGGUUAAGUUUGGAACCAAGAAGAUUGAAGAGGCCAUGAGGUUAGGUCAGGAAGCUGCGGACUUCGUUACCGGGAAGUUCAUCAAGCCGAUAAAGCUCGAGUUUGAGAAGGUCUAUUUCCCGUACUUGCUGAUCACUAUUGCAUUGGUUAUUUUUUUCGAAAUUAUUGAAACUUUUAAUUGA